AUGGAUAUGUACGAUGCAACUGCAAAUGUCGCUGAUGUUCAUCAGGUGUUUGAUGAAAUACCCAAUAAGAAUGUCGUGUGCUGGACUUCGCUGAUUUCCUCGUAUGUGCAGAAUCAGAAACCAAACAGAGCCAUAGAGAUAUUCAGGAAAAUGCAAAUGGAUGACGUGGAGCCUGAUCAGGUAACAUUCACUGUUGCAUUAUCGGCCUGUGCUGAUCUGGGGGCAUUGGAUAAAGGGGAGUGGAUUCAUGAUUUGAUAAGUCGAAAGCCGGAGUUUAGUGAGGAUUUAUGUUUAAUGAAUGCUCUGUUGAACAUGUAUGUAAAAUGUGGGGAUAUCAGAAAAGCUAAGUUGCUGUUUGAUAGUGUUAAAAUAAAGGAUGUUAGGACUUGGACUUGCAUGAUUGUUGGGCAUGCAUUACACGGCCAAGCAGAGGAAGCGCUAAGGCUGUUUUCAGCAUUGGAAGCAGAAAACAAGUCAAGAUCAAGUAAAAGCCGAGGGACUAAGAACCAAUUACUUGUUCCCAAUGAUGUCAUGUUUAUAGGGGUUUUAAUGGCUUGUAGCCAUGCGGGAAUGGUGGAAGAGGGGAAAAGGUAUUUUAGAAGUAUGAUUGAGGAGUAUGGCUUAAAGCCUAGGCUUUCUCACUUUGGCUGCUUGGUGGAUAUGUUAUGCCGUUGUGGGCUGCUAAACGAGGCGUAUAGUAUUAUUUUGGCAAUGCCAAUUCAGCCAAAUGCAGUAAUAUGGAGGACAUUACUGGGUGCCUCUGGCGUUCAUGGCAAUGUAGAACUUGCUGCAGUGGCUCGGUCUAAAUUAGGCAAGUUAGAGGUUAGUGUCGUUGGUGAUGAUGUUGCAUUGUCUAAUAUUUAUGCUGCCAAAGGCAUGUGGGAGGAGAAAGUAAUGCUUAGACAUGAGAUGAGACAAAGGAGAACUCCUGGCUGCAGUUCAGUUGGGGUGGGAAAGUUGCAUUCUUGA
Molecule: messenger RNA, 969 nt
Organism: Nicotiana tabacum (common tobacco)
Lineage: Eukaryota; Viridiplantae; Streptophyta; Magnoliopsida; Solanales; Solanaceae
Product: putative pentatricopeptide repeat-containing protein At1g74400
Biological process (GO): RNA modification
Molecular function (GO): RNA binding; protein binding
Source: RefSeq, a predicted model, not a curated record